This is a messenger RNA of Chelonoidis abingdonii (Abingdon island giant tortoise), 1942 nucleotides long. RefSeq names its product apelin receptor (gene APLNR). Gene Ontology annotation, biological process: immune response; neutrophil chemotaxis; calcium-mediated signaling. Lineage: Eukaryota; Metazoa; Chordata; Testudines; Testudinidae. Gene Ontology annotation, molecular function: C-C chemokine receptor activity; C-C chemokine binding. Gene Ontology annotation, cellular component: membrane; external side of plasma membrane. The record is from RefSeq and is a predicted model, not a curated record.
ACAGAGGGAGAGAGAAGGGAGGGCUCUGGCCACAUCUGUCUGAGGCUUAAGGAAGGAAGGAGAAGAGAAGAGAAAUGAGCUGAGUGAAGAUUAGGGCUUAGGCUAUCUCCCCAGCGACAACAGCAAGGACGUGGCUGGGAAGUCAGAGGGACUUAGAACAUUUGCCCCAUAGACCCAGGUCCCAGCAGAGCCGCAGAGUCUGAGAAACCUUUGGGGCCAGAAGAAACUCCUCUAUCUCAGCAUCCUUCUCCCACCCUUCGAGCUGGGAUCUCUGAGGCAUGGAUGAGCAGCUGGACUGGGCAGCCUAUGGCGAGAACCAGACCGGCGACUGUGAGUACGAGGAAUGGAGCCCGUCUGUGGUGCUCCUCCCCACCAUCUAUCUGCUUAUUUUCCUGCUGGGCACUACAGGCAACGGCUUGGUGCUGUGGACCAUCUUCCGCAGAGGGCAGGAGAAGCGGCGCUCGGCCGACACCUUCAUUGCCAACCUAGCCAUGGCUGACCUGACCUUUGUAGUGACCCUGCCACUUUGGGCUGCCUACGCCUGGCUGGGAUACGACUGGCCCUUUGGCUCCUUCACAUGUAAGCUCAGCAGCUACCUGAUCUUUGUCAACAUGCACGCCAGUGUCUUCUGCUUGAUGGGCCUCAGCAUUGAUCGCUACUUGGCCAUUGUGCGACCCAUGGCUAACGCCAAGCUGAGGUGGAGGGCCAGUGGGCUGGUGGCCACCAUUGUCCUCUGGGCCUUGGCGGCCAUUUUGGCCUUGCCAGCCAUGAUCCUCCGGCAGGCAGCGGUGCUAUUGGGAGAAACCAAAGUGACAUGCUAUAUGGACUACUCAGGCGUGGUGGCCAAUGGGACUGAGGGGGCAUGGGAGGUGGGGCUGGGCCUGUCCUCCACCAUGCUGGGCUUCGUGGUCCCCUUUGUCGUCAUGCUGACCUGCUACUUCUUCAUCGCCCGCACCAUCGCCGACCAUUUCCGGAAGGAGCGCGGCGAGGAGCUGAGGAAGAGGAAGCGACUGCUGAGCAUCAUCAUCGUGCUGGUGGCCACCUUUGCCCUCUGUUGGCUACCCUACCACCUGGUGAAGACCAUUUACGUGCUGAUGGACUUAGAGGUGAUUCCCUGGUCCUGCGGCUUCCAUGCCUUCCUCAAUAACUUGCACCCCUACUGCACCUGUGUGGCCUACAUCAACAGCUGCCUCAACCCCUUCCUCUAUGCCUUCUUUGACCCUCGCUUCCGGCAGGCCUGUGCCGCUGUCCUGUGCUGCAGCAGGGGGCACUGGCCAGGGUCCAGCAAGGACAAGUCUGCCAGCUACUCCUCUACCCACAGUCAGAACCUGCAGGGAAAGGGUGGGGAGCUGCCACAGGAGAAACUGGGUCCAGGCAGGCAGGAAACUCUGCUCCGAGGCUAAGAGAAGGGGGAUGACAUGGACCUGCCUCUGGGGACAUCAGGUAGAGUGAGUCCUCCUCUGCUGUCCCUCUGUCUUUCAUUGCUUCUCUCACUCCUUCUUUCAUACUUUCUUUUCUCUCUCCAUCACUGUCUCCCUCUUUCACCCUUCACCACCUCUUCCAUUUCUCCUUCUUCUCUUCCUCCAGCUCUCUCUUGGAUUUGCUUCUCCCUUGUCACAGGCCUUGUGCAGAUAAAGCAUUCCCAAGGCCCGUGGCUACCCCGCAGAACCUCAGCGCAACCCUUCCAGGCACAGACCGUCCGCUAGGGGCACAUCUACACUGCAGCUGGGAGAAGCCUCCCAGACCUACCCACCCAAGGAUGGAUCCAAGAGCUCUGGCAGGCUUGUGCCUGGGUGGCUACCCAGGCCGCUAUCCACUCUGCAAUGGCCACACACUGCUAUUUUUAGUGCGUUAGCUCCCGCAGACCUGGCCUUAUCUGUCUCCCCAGCUGCAGUGUAGACAUACCCUAAAGCAGCAGUUCUUAACCUGGGGUCCAAGGCUC